Molecule: messenger RNA, 3342 nt
Organism: Ooceraea biroi (clonal raider ant)
Lineage: Eukaryota; Metazoa; Arthropoda; Insecta; Hymenoptera; Formicidae
Source: RefSeq, a predicted model, not a curated record
GAGAUAAUAAGACAAAAAAUUAUUUACAUUUAGCUGUGCUUGAUUGUAUCCAGUUAUUGAGCAUGAAUGCAUGAAACUGUUAACAUCUCUUUUGGUACGAAGCAAUUCUCCUUCCCCAAAAUAACUCUUAUAUUUUCUUUUCUAUAUUCUCCUUCAAAAUUCCCUUCUUGUGCCUAGUAGCAAUUUAUCCACAUUUGCGCCUUAUUGAAGAACGAUAGCGUUUAUGAGUUUCCUUGCAAACUAUAAUCGGUUUGUACGGAUGGCAAAUACGAAUCGUUAAUAAAGCGUUGGUCACGAUCGUCGACAAUCAUAGGUCUCUGAUCAUUAAAUUCGCGCGGAUAUAACAAUUACUCAUUGGCGAAAACGAUUAGCGAUCGACUAUUAGUGAGCAGUGGUGCAUAGGCAAGUGAAAUCUGCAUUUUUGAGAGUUUCUAAGAGCUUUAUUUAAAAAUUUAUUUAAAAAAUGUAUUGUAUGUUCUUAAUAUAAUAAAACAUAUAUAGUAAUGUGUCUGUGUGUCGAUAUACAUAAUAACUACGAUAAUUACAAAUUUUAACAAUGAUUAAGUUCCCCCAACAAUUUUUCUUUUGAAGUAUAUAGAACUGAUAAUGAAUGAACAUUGUUGCAAAACAUUUUGAAAGUGUCUUUUAAAUAUUUCGAAAUCUAUGGACGUAUAAAUAUUAUUAUGAAUAAGAAAUGAUCGAAGAACGACAAAAUUGCAUUCAUGAAACUUCUUUUAGGCACCACUGAGCGAUUCUUUGUUCUCGUUAGAAAGCACAAGAUCGUGAUAUGGCUAACAACGGACGAUAUUGCCGUCUAGUGCAACACCAUAAAAUCAUGUAACAAAUCCACGACUUGUUUCAGUCUCGCAGCGAAAUCAUGAUCAUCAGCAUAGCAAUUUUGUUACUUGCAAGAAGAGCCUUCUCUUCCUUAUUAUUUCAAGAACCGAUAUCGUCAUUUAAUAAAGACACGGUGUCGAUUAAUCUGCAUGCUAAUAAAUUGAGUGCAGAUAAUCUUAAUGAGUUGUUUGGAAAAUUUAGAGAAGCACUUUUAAGAGGACAAAUCCACCUCAUGAUCGAUAUCGGAGAGAAAGGUGUUGAUGUUCAACGGAAAAUGAUAGAGGUUGAUGACAGCACUGAUAAUAAAGAAAAUAACCUUGAAAUGGAUCACCUCGAUGACUUUGAUAGAAUGAGUGCAAUAAAUGCUGCAGAAUUUGAGUACAUACAUAUGGCGAAUUAUCCUAUAAGCACAAGAAGACUUAUGUUGAAGGAAAUGGUUGAUGAUAUCAGUAACAUUUUGCGGCACAUGACACUGAUGCAAAAAUAUAACGUCAAAAACGAGAAGUUGAUUUAUCAGAAUUUAUUUCGUAAAGAAGGUUUACAUCAUAGAGUUCUUUCUAUAGGACAUCAAAAUUCCCUGAAUCUUAAUCAAAUACUUAAGCAACAUGAAUUUCCUCAGACCUUUUUCAAUGACAAAUUUGCCUUUCAAACGGGUAGGCAGGAUUUAAACAGCGAGCUAAAGAUAUUCUUCGAGUAUGCUAAGUCAGUUCAAGAUAAUUUGUUAUGGUUAAGCAAAUUACUUGAUGCAAAACGUCAUGAACUGCGUCACGUUUUCGAUGACAUCAUAAGAUGGAAACUCUUAAAUUUACAGAAACAAGCACAAUUUCUUUUAGAAAAUUUAAUUGAAAAAGAAAAACGUUCUAUGAAAACGAAAAACAACAAGUAUCAUGAUUUUCUAAAAGAUAAAAGUAUGAAUACUGUCACAAAUAUUAAGAACAUUGAGUUUGGAAAAGCAAUAACAUUAAAUAAGAAAGAUAAAGAAAAUUUUAACAAAACUGAUAAGGCAAUAUUAUUGACCAAAGAAAUUGAAUCUAGUUUUAAUGAGAUUUAUAAUAAAACUCGGACAAUGAAUAAAAAUAUAAUGAAUAAUCGGAUUGCGCCUAAAACAGAAAUGCAAAUUUUGAGUUAUUCUGAAUUAUUAAAAAAUUUAAAUAGACCUAAUUCUAAACAUAAGAAUUUUGCCAUCAAAGCUGAUUCUGCCAAUGAAGAAUUUAUAGUUGAGAAAUUUACUGAAACUGCAGAUAAUCCAACUACUAAUGAUACUUAUAUUCAGAAAAAAGAAAUAUUUCACGAUAAAAAUUUUUUCACAAUUAAAACUGGUUCCAUUGAUAAACGAAUCUUUUUAAAAGAAAUAAUUCCAAAAGAAUCGAGAACUUUUAAAAAUAAAUUAAUCAACCUUGAAGAUCGUCGGAACUGGUUUAGCCAAUUGAAGAAUAUAUCAUCUUUACCAAGCAAAAACAUAACCACUUUAACAAAGGAUCAGAAACAAGUUGGAACAAUGUUGCUCGAAUCUUUAAUGAGUAAUAUAACAAACAUUCCGACAAGUCUUUCUCGAAGAACACUGCAAUUCCUCGUCCCACGGAAUAAAAAUGAAGCUCAAAAACAAAAAGAUUAUCAUUAUAUAAUAAGGAAAAAUAAUGAUACUAACUAUCGCGGCGAUACUAAUCUAAAGCUACAGAGAAAAACGUCAACAAUGGACGAGAUUCUAGAAGCAGUAGAUGGAAUCUUGCCGACACGGAAUCCGGCGAAGAUGUCGGCAACAAAAUUAAAACUACUUUCUGAAUUAUCUUGAUAUCAGAUACAUUGAAGAGAAUCUUGCAAAAUCGUUCAAGAUCUUCUAUAUGAUGAUGAUAAACUUACACGUGCAUGAUUGCAGCAAUUAAACAGAUGUUUAAUGCAUCAGUAUUUCCAUAUUACCAUUAAAUUUUCAAAUGUGCAAAUAACUUUUUUUCAUAAAUAAGUAGGACAAAGAUCAAAACAUCGAGUUUUUGCUAUUUGAGAAUUAAUUGCAUAUAUGCAGAUGUGUUCACGUACAAAUAUUACUUUAAAAUGAAAAAUAGAUUAAGGUCGACUAUCGCAAAGUAGUUAUUUUAUAAAAGCAAGAAAUAAUACAAAUGAUACAAUGUAAAAAUUCUAUUGCGUUUUAUACAGCUUUAUUUUUCAAUUUUCUCGCAUAAAAAUAAUAUUUUUAUAAUCUCAAAACCUGUAAAAUGUGUCGAAAACUCUGACUUCUGUCCCACAUAUUCCGUACAACGGUAAAAUAAUCGUAAGAUUGUAGAACUGUGAAAUAAAAUCCCGAAAUAAAGAUAAUUUUUCAGCUGUCACGGCGGUUUUGACAGCCAAAAUUAUAAGAUUUAAUAUCUCAAUUUUAACACUGGCAUAUAUCAUUAAAAUAAACUUUUCGACACAUUUCGUAUUUCUGAAGAGAUAAUAUUGACUUCAGAUUUAUGUAUUGUAGAAACAGUUGUAUUUUUUACUGUUACGGAAUAAAGCUAUAGCAAAGAU